Mycena indigotica is the source of this 342-nucleotide messenger RNA. RefSeq names its product Ribosomal protein 60S. Gene Ontology annotation, biological process: cytoplasmic translational elongation. The record is from RefSeq and is a predicted model, not a curated record. Bases 1 to 342 code for a protein of 113 amino acids. Lineage: Eukaryota; Fungi; Basidiomycota; Agaricomycetes; Agaricales; Mycenaceae. Gene Ontology annotation, molecular function: structural constituent of ribosome. Gene Ontology annotation, cellular component: ribosome; cytosolic large ribosomal subunit. The transcript is spliced from 3 exons.
AUGCGUUACAUUGCUGCCUACCUUCUCCUCCAAAUCGGCGGCAACGCGUCGCCCUCCGCUGCUGACAUCAAGUCUCUUCUUGCUACUGUCAACAUCGACGCUGACGAGGAUCGUCUCAACAAGCUCGUUUCCGAGCUCAAGGACAAGUCCAUUGACGAGCUGAUCGCUGAGGGCUCUGGUAAACUUGCAUCUGUUCCCUCUGGUGGAGGAGGUGGUGUUGCCUCGUCCGGCGGUGCUUCUGGUGGUGCGCCCGCUGCUGCAGCUGCUGAAGAGAAGAAAGAAGAAAAGGAGGAAGAAAAGGAGGAGUCUGACGACGACAUGGGCUUUGGUCUGUUCGAUUAA